AUGUCGAACCAUACCGAUGAGCCUUUGUUGGUGUUCUUGACACUGGCUGUAUCCAGUAUCGUGUAUCUGCGCGGGUUCCUUUCCGAGACUUACUUUGACAACGACCGGGUUGUGUGCGAGGCAGGAAUCUUAAAGGUGAAGGUGUUGAAAAGGGGGGUUUCCCAGAGAGCAGACCUGAUACUGGACUGGCUAGAAGCCGCUUCUGCCAGUAUCCUCAGCGGCUCGUUGUCUGGUCUGUGUUUGUUUGUUGGAGAGCCGUCCUCGCACAACACAAACGAGGCAUAUUUAUUUGAAUUGGGCAAUGUCUCCUCCAUCCACCACGAAAAUACAAAUACCCAGCUGUAUUCCCUGCUACGACGUUUGUUUGUGUUUGUUCAAGGAAUGCCCCGUGCAAAGAACACCUGUGCCAUGUCGAUGCAAUUUGCGGGGUCGACAGAAACAGACCCUGGCCGUCUAUUUGAGCCUGCUACCAUUUGCAACAAACUGCUCGUAGACGGCCAGUUUGAGCUGCAGAAUUGCGGAUCCCUCAACACCGCACUUCACCGCGUCUCGAUCACCGUUUUCAAAGCCAACACAAACCCACCGGCCCUUGCUCAGGCAAAUUACCUCGACCCGUUCUCUGUGAUGGACGAACAACCCUCUGAUAUCUCUCGCCAGCUGGAGCUCGCGGCCGUCAACGCGUCGGGCGACACGCAGCCCGAGGCCCCGCCACACACUGUGUCAGACCCACUUGAGUCGCAGGACUCGUCGCUGAUGCACUCGGCGGUGUCGUGCUUCAGCUCCCCCAGCUCUGCCCCACCGAAAUAA
Messenger RNA from Ogataea philodendri, 807 nucleotides. RefSeq lists its product as uncharacterized. Lineage: Eukaryota; Fungi; Ascomycota; Pichiomycetes; Pichiales; Pichiaceae. The coding region runs from base 1 to 807 and encodes 268 amino acids. The transcript has a single exon. The record is from RefSeq and is a predicted model, not a curated record.